This is a messenger RNA of Onychostoma macrolepis, 5792 nucleotides long. RefSeq lists its product as uncharacterized. The coding region runs from base 3819 to 4688 and encodes 289 amino acids. The transcript has 16 exons. Lineage: Eukaryota; Metazoa; Chordata; Actinopteri; Cypriniformes; Cyprinidae. The record is from RefSeq and is a predicted model, not a curated record.
AUUUUGUUUUAUUUGUGUGUGUGUGUGUGUGUGUGUGUGUGUGUGUGUGUGUGUGUGUGUGUGAAAUUAUGCCGUGUGUGCUACGAAUAUUGCAUCAGAGAACUAGUAAAACUAUAUGUAAGAGUUGUGUAUGAUUUUGAUAAGGCCUUCAGCUCUUCCGUGUCUUUCUAUAACCAAACAGACGAGUGAUGUACAAUAAAACAUCGCAAAAUGAUCUCGAAAGUCUUGGCAAUCAUUCGGACAAGGUUUUGAUGGAGGCGCUGAGUCUCAUCGUUCAACCAUGGAAACGGGGCACACACUCCAACUGACAGCUGCAACACUGCAUCUCGCUGUUGUUUUCACCAUUUUCAGAUGGUUUAGUGUCUUCGAAAAAGUCCGUUAGCAUCAAAGAGGAGGAGUACCGCUACAACAGAAGAGAAGCUCCGAUAUAUCAAAAUUUCUGAAGGAAGCUGCUGACAGAGAUGUGGGAAACAUAGCAGUAACACUUCUACAACAGAAGAGAAGCUCCAAGAUAUCUACAUUUCUGAAGGAAGCUGCUGACAGAGAUGUGGGAAACAUAGGUUUCCCAUCCCAGUGUUACUACAGCUUGGAUCCAGCCUCACUUGUGGUGACUUCAGAUGAAGACCCAGAUGAUGGCAACUAUAGAUGAACAUACCAACCUGACAAAUGUUAUGUAUUGUAAUCAUUGCCUUAAAGCAUACGUUGAGUGAUUUUCAACCCACUUUGUAUUGUUACUAUGAUGGUUAUAUAUGUGAAUGAACAAUGUUUAAUCUUUCUCUGAGUUCCAUGAGAUAUUCCCAUUUAUUUGUCAGCCAAAUAUUAUUUUGCAUUAUCCGAAUAAUGUUUAUUUACAUAUUACAGACUUUGUGACAGUAUAAAGUGGAUUUAAAUUCCCUGAACCUACCCUUUAAUGGUUGUCCCUUUAACUGAACAUGACUUUGAACACAUAACUUGUAUUAUCUUAGAGUUAUUGACAUAUAGACAUUAAUUUGUUGUCAGAAGAUGCUCCCCAUUGAGUCACAGUCACCUCAGGCUGUUGAUAGGAAUUUUUUUUUUUUUAAUGCGCAGCUGUUUGUGGUAUAGCUUACCGGACUUCCAAUUCGUAACGUGACAUGUGUUUAAAUCGGACUGAUGGGGCAGCAGGUGCUCUUAUGUGGUGUCACGCCAUCCCAUAGGUUUCGGUCAGCCUGCAUGGAUGUGAGAAAGAGAUACUGGUUUAAGGAUAAGAUAUAAGGACAAGAGAUAGUUCUUAAAAUUCAAGGUGAUUUAUUAUUAUAGCCAGUUCUGUCAAUGCAUUUUAGAUGUCUAAAAUAAAAUUACAUCGCUAAAGGGGUCAAUAAAUGAGUAAUAAUGAGAGGAAAAUAUUGUAACAAAAUACCACUCACACACACACACACAUUCUAGUGACUGUAUUCUCAGCAUUAUAAUGAAAUAAAGAAUUAAAAACGUAGCUUAAGGAAUAAAAUAAAUAUUGCAAUAAAAAACUUUGAGUGUAAUGAAAACGACUUGCAUUUUCAGAGAGGAUGUGAAAUUACAUCUUUACACAUUAACAGUACAUCCUGAAAUAAAAGGAAUGCAGAUAGUUGAAGCUGAGUGCAGAGUUUCUCACAGAAGUAAAACGAGACGGAGGGGACACAUAUCCGACUUGAGCGGGAACCGCGUGUUUAAAACACAGACAAAGGUAACUCAGUGAAGAGCAGUGCAACAGUUGCAGUCACAGCUGGCAUCCGUAGCCACAGCUGUCCUGCCAUUAGAAACACUUGUUUGCUACAGAGAGCGAACGCUGUGCCACGUUUCAUGAGAGAACAUGGGAUCGAUUCAGCUCUUAUAUGUUUUUAUCUAUGUUAUCAAUUUUUGGAAAGUAUCCAUAAAGACGCUUAGCUAUUCAUUUAAAUAAGUUUGAUUCAUAAAAAAUAAAAUAAACCAAUAAAAGAUCAUUGCAAUACUUAUUAAAUAUUCUAAGAAAUCAAUAUAUAGAUCUUCUUGACAUAUUCUAUUAUUACUAAUAUACACACACACAUAUAUAUAUAUAUAUAUAUAAUUCUUAUAAUGUUUUAUUUUUAGUUAAAAAAUCGAUGUCUUCCUUUAGUUAAAAUGACAUUUUUAUCAUAUCAUACUAAGAAAAAUCCUAGCUGACAUUUGAUACCCCAACAGGAUCCUCCCAACAUGGAACUGUUCCAUAUAAACUGACUUGGACUAUGUCUAAAUCUCAUUCAACAGUGAACAUACUAGUCAAGUCAAGUCACCUUUAUUUAUAUAGCGCUUUUACAAUACAGAUUGUGUCAAAGCACUUAACAGUAUCAAAUUGGAGGACAGAGUGUCAGUAAUGUAUAAUGAUAAGAUUAAACACUCAAUUUUCAGUUAAAGGCAUUUCAUUAUUGAAUUCAGAGAUGUCAUUGUCUAGCUCAGUUUAGUUUAAAUAGUGUCUAUGCAAUCAAAUCUGCGAUAAUCGCUAGAAAUUAAGUGUCCCCAACUGAGCAAGCCAGAGGCGACAGCGGCAAGGAACCAAAACUCCCUCUGUGACAGAAUGGAGAAAAAAACCUUGGGAGAAACCAGGCUCAGUCGAGGGCCAGUUCUCCUCUGACCAGACGAAACCCGCAGUUCAAAAGUUUAUAUUUCUAUUUUAAUUUUGUUGCAAUUUCUAACAAUAGUAGUAUUAUGUAGUUAGGUAUUUUAUUAUAUUUUAGUUAUUUUGGUUGAUAUAUCUAGGGAUAUAUCUCUGGGGGUCAUCUGGGUGUCCUGGUCUCCGCUGAGGAUCAGGGCUGUAGACAUCAUCUCUUGGUGCUGAUCCACCAUCUGAUCGGAUACGGACUGAGAAACAGACUAGGAAAGAAACAGACAAAUAUUAGCGUAGAUGCUAUUCAACUUACGAUGUAACGAGUACAUCGUGUGUUAUGGGGAGUGUUCCCGGUUCCGGUUGAUCUAAUUAAUGCAGCCUAACAAUCCUUUAACGGAUUUGAAUAAUAGAAGCGUAUUAAUGCGUUAUGUGUAAGCCAGGCUAAAGAGAUGGGUCUUUAAUCUAGAUUUAAACUGACAGAGUGUGUCUGCCUCCCGAACAGUGUUAGGUAGAUUGUUCCAGAGUUUGGGUGCUAAAUAGGAAUAGGAUCUGCCGCCCGCAGUCGAUUUUGAUAUUCUAGGUAUUAUCAAACGGCCAGAGUUUUGAGAACGCAGCGGACGUGGAGGACUAUAAUGCGAUAAGAGCUCGCUCAAGUACUGAGGAGCUAAACCAUUCAGGGCUUUAUAAGUAAUUAACAAGAUUUUAAAAUCUAUCCGAUGCUUGAUAGGGAGCCAGUGCAGUGUUGAAAUACUAAGAUUUUAAUCUUUUUUUUGUUUUAUUUUUUAUCACCCGUGGCUGAGAUGGACAUACCAAAUAACUGGCAAAGGCCUAUUGGGCUUGAAUUUAUUGCUUUUGAAGAGAUCGACCAAUAUCCGGCUGCAACAAUAUCAGAUGUCUGCGGAAACGGCUUCGCAGACCAUAUAAAUCAGGCGCCUGGAGAGGCAUCCAGCUGCAGCCCCGCGGACUCACUUCUUGCUAGACACCAGUAGCUGGACACCAGUGGAUGGACAGCAGACGUCAUUUCCGUAUCGUCAUUCACUUUUCAAAUUUGACGCGCCAUGCAGAUGUCAGCGGCUGACCGAAACCUAUGGGAUGGCGUGACACCACAUAAGAGCACCUGCUGCCCCAUCAGUCCGAUUUAAACACAUGUCACGUUACGAAUUGGAAGUCCGGUUAGUGUAUGAGGCUGUCACAUGAUGAACGAACGACUCAAACCCGAUGACUCAAAACAGGUGCGUUUGCUGUUGACAUUAAGUCAGUGAUGGAGGGAGAAUCUGUCCUUUUACACUCUGAUGUUACUGAAAUACAUGAAGACGAUGACAUACUGUGGAAAUUUGGAAAGGAAGACUCUCUCAUUGCUAAAAUCAAUAGAGAAAAACAAAUCUUCUCCAUAUUUGAUGUUCCUGAUGGGAGAUUUAGAGACAGACUAAAGCUGGACAAUCAAACUGGAUCUCUGAUUAUCACAAACAUCACAACUAAACAUGCAGGACUUUAUCAGCUAGAUGUAUUUGGAGCUGAACAUUCAUCAAAAGUAUUCAGUGUUUCUGUCUAUGCUCGUCUGCCUAUUCCUGUCAUCAGCAGUAAAUCUUCAAACUGUUCUUCAUCUUCAUAUUGUUCAUUGUUGUGUUCAGUGUUGAAUGUGGGUCAUGUGACUCUCUCCUGGUACAAAGGAAACAGUUUAUUGUCCAGCAUCAGUGUGUCUGAUCUCAGCAUCAGUCUCUCUCUACCUCUGGAGGUGGAAUAUCAGGAUAAAAACACCUACAGCUGUGUGCUCAACAAUUCAUUCACUAACCAGACCACACAUCUCAACAUAGCUGAACUCUGUGGGCCAUGCUAUGUCAGUGCUGAUAUACUAGAUCAGAGUCUGCCUUCAUUUAAUAUGAUGCUGAUUUCUGCUGCUACAGCUGCUGGAUCUCUGUUGAUUGUUGCCGUGACAUGCCUCAUUUGCAAGAAAUGUAAAAAAACAGUCCAGACACAGGAAGAAGACAGAACUGAUUCAGCCUUGUGUAAACCAAAAUCACAAAAAGCGGUUUCUGACCCCAAGACUCAAGUAAUCUCUCUCCAGCUGUUAUCCUUGAAGAGUCUUUGGCCACUCAAACUCUCCUCCUCACUGUGCAUUAGGACGAUAUAGACACACGUCCUCUUUCAGGCAGAUAUUUUAAUAUCUUUAGUUGAUUGGAACCUCUUAAUUAUUGCCCUGAUGGUGUAAAUGGGGAUUUUCAAUGCUUUAACUCUUUUCUUACAGCCACUUUCUAUUUUGUGAUGCUCAACAGACUUGUUCUGCACAUCAGAACUACAUUCUUAGGUUUUACUCCUUGUGAUGGAUGAUUAAGGGAAUUUGGCCUUUGUGUUCUUCAUAUUUAUAAUCCUGUGAAACAGGAAGCCAUGGCUGGACAAUUUCAUACUCCUAAUCACCCUGUUGUGCUAAAAAAUGUAAAUAUGUAUGGGAAUAUACUUCAGAGAUAUUUUACUCAUAAUAAUUUAUAGGGGUGCCAAUAAUUGUGGCCAACAUUCAUUGGAGAAAAACAUUUAUUUCAUCAUGAGAUUUUUCCCCCCACUUUCAAUUGUUUUACUUCAAUGAUAGAUUAGAAUUUUGUGAAUUUUUUUGGAGUGAAAGAUCAAAAGGAUAAACAAUGCAGAUUUAUUUUCACAGCCGCCUUUGCUCAUAUUUAUCAAGGGUGCCAAUAUUAGUGGAGGGCACUGUAUGGAAAAACUGGGGGGGGAACUGUAACAAUUGGCCUUUGACUUAAUGUAAGUUUCUUCUGUAACUGUGUAUUUAAAACAAAACACAUUAUUUGUAACAAAGGAAGCUAAAAUUAAAGGUGAUCAGGUGGUUAUGGCUGUUCAUCAUCAUAAAAUGGCUAGAUUCACUGAACUCAUCCAAGGUCUGCUCACUGUUCAUCUAAAGUGUUUUGUCAUUAAUAAAUUAAAAUUUUGAAACUGUGCAUCUCAUGCAACCGUUUCAAAAGUCAUAUGAUGUAUAUGACUUCGAUGUAUGAUGUUAUUUCCUCUAGCUGUUGUUCUUGUGCUGUUUUGUUGAUGCUACAGUUGUAAAUUUGAAAUAAUCAAGACACAUUCAGAUAAACAUACAGUUAAAUAAAUAAUAAUAAAUAAAAAUAAAAAAUUCUGCUCAAUAUAGUGGAAAUGGUCUGCAAUUAAUUUGCACUCUGAGUGAAUUUGAAGCAAAUUUCUAUUAAUAGUUUCUAAAACAUUGCAUCUGCAGAAUCCUGAUUGA